This is a messenger RNA of Neurospora tetrasperma FGSC 2508, 3589 nucleotides long. RefSeq lists its product as uncharacterized. Gene Ontology annotation, biological process: regulation of DNA-templated transcription; DNA-templated transcription. The transcript has 2 exons. The coding region runs from base 1 to 3408 and encodes 1135 amino acids. The record is from RefSeq and is a predicted model, not a curated record. Gene Ontology annotation, molecular function: zinc ion binding; DNA-binding transcription factor activity, RNA polymerase II-specific; DNA binding. NCBI's taxonomy places the organism in Eukaryota, Fungi, Ascomycota, Sordariomycetes, Sordariales, Sordariaceae. Gene Ontology annotation, cellular component: nucleus.
AUGCCACCGGCCGAUUCGCAAGCUCUCAACAACAACAACAACAACAGCCUUUCGUCCGUCGACCUCGAUUUUGCGCCCGCUGGCGGUGACACACACGGCCACCCGCCGCACUCCGACCCUGCCGCCUUCCAAACCCACCCUCUCGACAAGCUGGAUACCUCCAAUGACGCGCUGGGCAGCAUCAAUGCUGCCCACGACUUGGUCGAUGGCCAUUAUGCCGAUUUCCAGUUCCACUAUGACGACGACCUAGAUGGCUCGCCCAUGACCGGCCUCGGCUCCGCUACUUUCGACGACCAUGCCCCUGAUGUGUUCUCGACAACUCCCCACGCACCGUCCAUGGACUCGAUCACGGUACAGACCUCGACCUACAACAACAACAACAACAACAACGGCGCUAACACCGGGAACGGUGGACAGCGGCAGCAGAGCAUGGAUAUGUCCGAAAGUAAUACCCCGGAUAGCAAUCAAAAUGCCGGUAAUUCGCUUGAGGAAACAGUGGAUGAAUUUGGCCUUGCGACUGCUAGCUCGGUUGAUGGCUCGGCGCCAAAGGGCAAGGGGGACAAAACGGACAAUACGCCCGCAUGGAGCGAGCUCAAGACAAAAGCCGGAAAGGAACGAAAGCGUCUUCCACUGGCUUGUAUAGCAUGUCGACGCAAAAAGAUCCGGUGUUCCGGCGAGAAACCCGCGUGCAAGCACUGUCUCCGAUCGCGAAUCCCGUGUGUCUACAAGGUCACAGCUCGCAAGGCCGCACCACGAACCGACUACAUGGCUAUGUUGGACAAGCGACUAAAGCGAAUGGAGGAACGGAUUAUCAAGAUCGUACCAAAAUCUGAGCAGGAGGGUGCCUCUACCGUUACCAGGGCCGUGGUCAAGCCUGCCAUCCCGGGGACAUUGAACAACAUGAAGCAAGCCAACAAGAAGCGCGGCGCUGACGAAGCAUUCGGCUCGGACUUGGAAAAUUGGGCUCGCGGGCCUUCAAAGACCAAGAUUGACGCGCCGAACAGGACUGCUACGAUCCACAUCCAGGAGACCGAGGAAAGCAAGCUAUUGCUGGAAGGCGGGGAUGCGUUGCCAUCCAAGGAAAUACAAGAACACCUUGCCGAAGUUUACUUUGAAAACAUCUAUGGACAGGCCUACCACCUUCUUCACAAACCGAGCUUUAUGAGGAAGCUGAAGGCCGGCGCUUUACCCCCCGUCCUAAUCCUCUCUGUCUGCGCCAUUGCGGCACGUUUCUCGCAUCAUCCGAAACUGAACUCAAGUCCCAAUUUCCUCCGCGGCGAAGAGUGGGCGGCCGCAGCCCGCGAUAUAGUGACAAAGAGAUAUGAAUGGCCCAAUAUCACCAUUCUCACAUGUCUGCUCAUAUUAGGUUUACACGAGUUUGGCACAUGUCAUGGUGGCCGUAGCUGGUCAUUGGGUGGCCAGGCCAUCCGUAUGGCCUUUGCACUGCAGCUUCACAAAGACCUGGAGCACGAUCCCGUCCGACAAGCAGGGAACACACAACUCAGCUUCAUCGAUCGCGAGAUCCGAAGGAGGACCAUGUGGGCAUGUUUUCUAAUGGAUCGCUUCAACUCUUCAGGCACAGACCGGCCCACGUUCAUAAGGGAGGAGACGUUACGGGUCCCGCUGCCUAUCAAGGAAAAGAACUUCCAGUACGACAUGCCAGGUCCAACAGAAACCCUGAGUGGCGAGGUGCUGGGACCACUUUUAGAAGACCAAGAUGCUUCAAUGGCCAGAGAUAACCUGGGUGUUGCGGCCUGGAUGAUCAAGGCAAUCUCUCUCUGGGGCAGAAUUAUCAACUAUCUCAACCAAGGAGGCAGAGAGUUGGAUCCUCAUCCUAUGUGGAGUCCCGAAUCCGGUUACGCUAAACUCAUUAAACAGACAGAGGAUAUUCUGACCGAUUUGCCCGACUCUUUACUAUACACACCCGACAAUCUACACCUGCACGAAACUGACAACAUGGCCAACCAAUUUCUGUUUCUUCACAUCGCGAUUCAACAGAACAUCUUGUUCAUGAACAGGUUUGCUGUUUCAUCCCCUCGGGGUCAACCGGACCAGGAAAUCCCCAAGGCUUUUGUGACGAAAGCAGGCGCCAAAGCAUUCGCUGCUGCUAACAGGGUAUCAGAGCUGUUGAAGGAUGCUGAAUCACACUUUGUAACUGCUCCCUUUACAGGAUAUUGUGCCUUCCUGUCCAGUACCGUGCACAUAUUUGGAAUUUUUUCGGGUAACCCAACGCUAGAGGCAACAUCGAAGCGCAACCUGGCUACCAACGUCAAGUUCCUAUCCAAGAUGAAGAAGUACUGGGGCAUGUUCCACUGGAUGUCAGAGAACCUACGGGAGCAGUACCGGACCUGUGCCGAUGCUGCCAGGCAGGGUACACCCGCAAACGAGAACCCGACAUCCAUCUUCCAAUACGGCGACUGGUUUGACCGUUAUCCCCACGGUGUCUCGCAGUCCGACUUUCUCGACCCCGCCAUCUACAAGAAGAAGGAGAAAGGCGACGAUGCAGUUCUGGAACAGAAGCCCGAGCUGCAUACAGUCGAGGAGUUCUUCACCACGCUCUCCCCACAAGCCGGCGGUGGGGACGGGGGUAGCGUGAACGGGUCAACAGCAUCACGACAGCAGCAACAAGCCCAACAACAACAACAACUCAAACGCAAAGCCAUGACACGCAAAAUCAGCGGCCUACCACAGCAGAACCAUCCCAACGGCCCCGACCCCAUACAAGCCGAAUUCUCCCCACAUCAACAACAACACCCUCCACCAACCGCCGAACAAAUCCACGCCGCUCGCCUGCAACACCAACGCAACUUUUCCGGCGCCGGCCCCUCACCCAUCCAAACCAGCGGUCCACCCGGUUCUUUCAACUCCCUCUCCGUCCAAGCUCAACAACAAGCGCACUUCUCCCCCGUCUCCCCCGUCGGUGUCUCCCACGCCCACCUUUCCCACCACCAUCCUGGCUCCUUCUUCCCUCCCGACCCCUUCUCCCUCCCCGCCCACCUCGGCGCCGCUCACGCCCACGGCAUGAGCCACCUGGACCGACAGCUCGUCUUUGGCGCCUACGGCGGUCCCACAUCUGCCGGCUUACAUCAUGAGCCAGGGCUGGUAGGCGGCGGCGGCGGCGGCAGUGGUGGUGGCGCUGGGGGGUGGGGAGGGGGGCAUGAUAGUGAGAAUGGGAGGGAUGGUCCAGACGGGUUGCAUGCAGCGUUCUCGAACGAGCCGAGCUCGGCGUGGUUCAUGCCGUUUAAUAUGGAGCCGCCGGAGAUUGGGGGGGAUACGCUGGGCGGUCUUGGAGGAGCAUUAGGCGGUGGGGGGUUGGAUAGUUUUGCGGGGAUGUUUGGGGUGGGUGCUGGCGGAGGUGGUGGCGGUGGUGGUGGUGGGGGAAUGGGAGGGAUGCAUCAUGGGCAUUAAGUGGGGGAAAACGAUUUCCUUUUUCUAGAAAGGAUGAUGAGUUAUGAGUGAUACAGGAAGGAUGGAUGGACCGGGCGAAUUUUGGACAACGGCCAAUUUCUUUUUUGGGAUAUCCGGGACGAACAACAACAACGAUCGAUGCCACUGGUAGUGUGAUGUAUACAUGAUACCUUUUUUUUUU